UCUCAACCUUUACAUCACCCUCAUGCUGGGGCAGGCGCAGGAGUGUUUGCUGGAGAAGUCCAUGCUGGACAACCGCAAGAGCUUCCUCAUUGCUCGCAUCAGUGCACAGGUGGCAGAGUACUACAAGGAGGCGUAUCAUUUUCUGGAGAACCAUGAGGUUUCCUCCCUCCUUGGCCGAGAACAGAAGGAGUGGAAGAAACAGAUCCAAGUCAAGAUCUCAUACUUUAGCUGCAUAGCCAAUCUGUACAUGGGGAAGCAGGCAGAUGAACAGCAGAAGUACGGAGAGCGGCUUGGAUUUUACCAGAGUGCCCUGGAUAAGCUGAAUGAGGCUGUCAAAUGUGCCAAGGGCCAGCAAGACCCAACAUUUAACGAAGCCCUGCAGUUCACUAUGGACGUUGUUGGCGGAAAGUAUAACUCUGCAAAGAAGGACAAUGAUUUUAUUUAUCAUGAAAGCGUUCCAAGCUUAGACAAUCUUCCAGCAGUAAAAGGCGCACCACUUGUAAAGGCCCUGCCUUUCCAGCCCACGGAUCCCAGUGUUACCGGACCUGACAUCCUUGCUCGUCUCGUGCCCAUGGAGGCACACAAGGAUUCCUCUCUCUACAGUGAGGAGAAGGCCAAGAUGCUCCGGGAGGUGGGAGAGAAAAUUGAAGAAAAGAAUAAGGAGCUACAGCAUUUCAUGGACUCGCUGGGCAUUGAGUUGGAACAGCUGGAGCGCCCCCCGGCAUACGACCGCAUCCCACAGGCACUCAUGGAGAAGUGCGCGGCGCUCAGCGUACGGCCCGACGCCAUCAAGGGCAUCGUGCAAGCCAUGCAGACACUGUCGAGCGUAUUCACAGACGUUGAGGCUUCACUGAAGGAGAUCGAGGAUCAGCUUGAGGAGGACGAGAAGAGUGAGAACAUCUGCCAGGAGGUUAUUGGACCUAGGCCAUUGUCCAACAUCAUCAAGGAGAUGAGCAAGGAGUGGGGCAAGUACAUGGAGGCACACCAAAAGGCGAGCGUCACCAACAUGGAGCUACGCAAAGCCAUGAACCUACACAUCAGCAACCUUCGUCUCAUGAGCGGUCCUCUCGACCAGCUCCGCGCUGCCCUACCCAUACCCACCACCACCACAGCGGACGAGACUGUAGGUGACAACCUGAAGAAGAUGCUGCGCAAGGUGGGGGAGAUGCGUGAGCAGCGCACGACACUAGAGCAGCAGAUUCGUGAUAUGGUGCAGGGCGACGACAUCACAGGCGUGCUCGUCACAGCGGCACCUGGCAGCGUGCGGGAGCUGUUCACCAAAGAGAUGAAGAAGUACGAUCAACUCAAGGUGUACAUUGACCAGAAUCUCAGCGCCCAGGAGAAUAUCUUGCGUGCCCUUACAGAUGCCAACGCCAAGUAUGCCCUGGUCAGGAAAGCAUCAGAGGAAGCUGACGACAAAUGGAAUAAUGCAGUGCAGGCGCUGGUGUCAUCGUACGAUGCCUAUGAGGACUUGAUAAAGAAGUCAGAGGAAGGAAUUCACUUUUACAAGGACCUGGAGGGGAAAGUGACCAAGCUUUUACAGCGUGCCAAGUCCGUGUGCCGUGUGCAGGACGAAGAGAGGCAGAAGAUCUUGGAAAGGGAAAGUAAAAAGAAGCCACCUCCUCGCCCUACAGCCCCUAAGCCUCCCAUGAGAGAGCCAGACAAACCUGACUUUGGCAUUCCUCCCGACACCGGGGGGGAUAUCGAUAUGUCCGACCUCCCGGAGGACCUGAAGAGCCUGCCACCAGAUGUGCUGCGGUUAAUAAUGGCCGACACGGCCCUGGAGGAGGCUUCACUGCCUCGGCUUAACUCAGCCCACCGUUACGCCAACUAUGCACACCCGCCAUUCCACCACACAUCGCCUCGUCACACACCUCAAGUCCCGGGACCCAGGGAUAGGGCGCAACAGCGACCCUCAGCCCCAUCCCCGAACCUGCCAACAUAUCCAGCUGCAGCCUCUGGUCCACAGAUGGCUUUCUCCCCUGGAUAUGCACAGCCUUUACACCCGGGGACACCCCAGCAUUUUGCCGGGCCCAGAUAUGACAAUGGGCCCCACCCAACUAUGGGUUCCUCUGGGUCCCUGCCUUCGGUGCCCCCCUUCGCAUCCCCCUAUGCCGGCCCCCAAGCUCCCCCUGUGGCUGCCGGUGGUCAGUCCUCGCUGCCCACGAGCCUCGCAGGCGGGGGCUUUGCCCCGGCUACUUCCGUGCCCUAUCAACACGGCCCCAUGCAGCCUCCUGCUCGCCUGCCAGCCUACCCCUACCACGUACCUCCACCGUACCAAGAUGCUGUGCGGCACCCACAGUACACAGGUCCUCCACAGGGUGGUUACCCUAGUGCACCCCACAAUCAGCAUCACCCGCUCCCGCAGCAGCAACCGACACCAGGACAGGGUGGCUACCGGCAGGCGACGCCAGCAGAAGCCCACAUGGCGCAUGGGGCACAUGCGCCAUACAUGCAGUCGCCCCUGCACGUGUCCUCACAGCCACAGCUGGUGCAGUAUGGGCACGGCACUCCGCUUCCGGGUCAGUUUAGAGGAAGUGCACCUUUGCCUGGAACCGAUCCAUACCAAGUUCUGGGACCAGCACCACAUUGCAUGGUCGCUCCCCAGCAUGAAGCACAUGCUCAACCUCGCCCAGCUGCUCUUAGCGCUGGCUCCCAGCCGUAUCCAUACACUGUCGCUCAACCGGGCACAGGGCAGGUGAACCCAACUGAUGCGCGUGCAAUUCAUCCAGCCGGUCCUCUCCCACCGCACGUGGCACCAGGGACCCUGCCUAUGGGCAGCUAUGCACCGCAGCAUCAAGCAGCUCCUAGCGGUGGCAACUUCCAGCAGGGCCACACGUACCUGGGCCCUGCGGUUCAGCAGGGUCAGCAAGGGCCAACCACGUACCAGCACGUACAACCCAGCAUGCACAAUCCGCAGGGCGGACAAUUCAACAUGCCUCAUGCACAGCCCUCGAACGCCCAUCCUCUCCAACAUCAAAUUAAUCCACCAAUCCCGGUGUCUUCAUCCCAAACUGCUCAGCCUGUGUUUUACCCCGGCUCUAUCCACCCCACGCAAGUGACCCUAUCUUCUGGAAUUUCCCCCUUGAUGCCGUCCACUGGUACAUGCCAGCAUGCCCCCACACAGCCAGGGGUUAUGCCACAUGCAGCACAGAGUCAAGUCACGGGGGGGAUAAUUCACCCCACUCUAACCCCUACACCUCCCACCAGCAACGCACAGCUUCAAGCAUUCCCUCCGGCCCCUGGGGCCGUAUUACGGCCGACGCCAGUGCCUUCCUCACCAGCCGGCGGCAUGGUUCACCCAGCACCCACCCCAACCCCACCACCCAUUGGAACGCUCCAUCCUGCUCCCACGCCCACUCCUCCACCGCUGGGUGGUAUAGUCCCAUCGACGGCCACCACCGCACCUCUACCGCCGGUGAGCGGUGUUCCCCUCCCCAGUACCACACCACCCCCUGCCAACUUGCCCCAGCCGUUGGGCACCUCCCAGCAAUCUGCAGGAAUAACAUCUCAUACUGCGCCCUCACACGCCGCCCCCUCUUCUCCCAACACGAGGCCAGCAUUGCCGGGUUCAACGACAGCUUUGUCCGGUGCAGGUGGUGGUGGUAGCAGUGGCACCGGCAGCUCCUCUAUCCAGAUUUCUGGUGCUGGUUCACACGGCCCCUAUCAGCGGCAGAGCUCGGCCACGGAUGACCUGCUCUCCACCUCAUUUGAUGGGCAGCAGUCGAGCCUGCAGACACGCAACUCCCAGCCGCUGCUGCAGCCCACCAGAGCUGACAUGGUGGCCAAAGGGGUGAAGAUCAUUGAGAGGGAUCCAUUUGUGCAGCAAGAUCUGUUGCGGAGACUGGUGAAGGAGACGGAGAGAUUCAAGGCGAUGGUGGAAUCGAUGGAAAGCCUUCCGGAUGGCGGUGGUAUCACGCUGCUCGAACGCAAGUGGAAGGAGCUGCAAGAGUUGCAGGAGAAGGAUGUGCGGUCGUUCUCCAUCUCCAUCGCCAGGUGCUACACCAUGAAAAACCGGAACCCUGAUUUCAUGCCCUUUGACAAGAACCGCGUUGUGCUGGCGUCCGGCAAGGAUGACUACAUAAACGCCAGCAUGAUUGAGGAGCUGUCUGCCUACUGUCCCCGCAUCAUCGCCACGCAAGCACCGCUGGCGACCACUGCAGCUGAUUUCUGGCUCAUGGUGUACGAGCAGAAGAUCGCAAUCAUCGUCAUGCUGGUGUCGGAGCCAGAGCUGGAGAAGCAGCGUGUGUUGCGCUACUUCCCAACGGAGAAGGGGCAGCAGAUGGCGCAGGGAAUCGUGAUGGUGUCGCUCACGUCACAGAAGGUGGCGCCGUCGUACACGGAGCGCAUGUUCGCUCUCAAGCUGCGAGGACAGAGCUUGACCCGGACGGUUGUGCAUCUGCACUAUCACUGCUGGCCGGAGUUGGGCCUGCCAGAGAGCACCAGCAGCCUGCUGAACUUCAUCGCCGAGGUGCACGGCCACUACCUCCACCAGCGGCCUCUGCACAUGCCGAUAGUUGUGCACUGCAGCUCGGGUGUGGGCCGGACGGGCGCCUUCUGCCUGGCGUAUGCGGCAGUGCAGGAGGUGGAGGCUGGCAAGGGCUUGCCUGACCUGAUGCAACUUGUGCGGCGAAUGCGGCAGCAGCGCAAGCAUAUGAUCCAGGAAAAGCUUCAGCUGCGCUUCUGCUACGAGGUGGUGCUGCGGCACACGGAGCAGGUCCUGCAGCGGCACGGCAUCUACGUGAGCGGCGUCGCUGCCCCGAAGCACCCAGUCACCACCAGCCAGAAGCAGGCGCCAGCUCCAGUGCGGCAGGACUCCCAGGACAUAGUGCUGGGUGGUGACCUCUCCUUCAGCUCCAUCCAGGCCACGGUGGCGCGGCUCAGCAUAAAGACCUGCCCAUCUCCUCCGCAGAGUUCCCUAGAGCCAGCAGUGGCCACUCCCUCAACCCCCCCCUCAAGCGAAGGCAAUCCCCCGCACACCUCAACGACGAUAUGCACUGCCGACGAGGUAGUUGUCGACGCACCUCUCCCACCAGCGAACGGCGACAUUGCCGCGACAGCUGCUGCUGUUUGCGCUCAGGAGGAUGGUCCCACAACGAUCAAGGCCGUCCCAACACCGGCGCCAUCGUCGGUUGCGAUUGAGUCUACUAACGGUGGAGCCGAGACAGCACGAUCUGGUGAGCCACGUAGCAAUGGUGUCGGGCGUCAAGCAUCACACGCUCCUGGCAUAGCUGCAGCCAAGGGGGCGGUCGGCGAUGUCAGCGGAGCCUCGACGCUGGACCUGUUGGCCACUCUCAGCCCCGAGGCUUUCACGCUCGAUGGGAACAUCAAGGGGGGGAGGCAGAAAAUCACUCGGCAAAGCUUCACGCACCCGCAGGCUGGCGGGGGCCUACAGGCCCCAGAGAGGCCUGAUGACCCACUGAGCAAGCUGGAUGCUCUGUGGAGCCUUGGCAAGAAGUAGGCGUGUAUGUGCAUCCGGAGUUUCUCGAUGCGGUUGACUUGUCUGUAUGGGGCUUGUCUCACUUGUGACAUGCUGCUGCUGCUGCUCCCUUGAGUUGCAGUUAAAACAGCGGUGAGUUUGAAUGCCUUUACUGAAAGGAGGCGAGGUGGGUGACAGUUGCUGUCUUGUUGUUUUUGUUAAGUGUCUGUGAUUAAAUUUGAGCUAUGAUGGAGCCUGUAGAGGAAGUGAAAUGAAGAGAAGCACCACACUAACUAUAUAUAGGUAGAGGUGCAGCUUUGCUGUUUAUGCAAACUGCGUGAUACUUGAUGCAUUUUCACAUACGAUAUGCCUGUGUGACUAAUGCGAUUGCAGUCUGUUAUGCUAAAUCAACGAUUCAAUAUUAAAGUCAAUAUUAGCACUCACAAUUCCUUCUUUUGAGUCUGCUUAACAUACUUUAUAGGAAUAUGUAAAUGUGCUUCCAGAUGAAUAAAAGCUAUCUCUGCUAUAUGAAUACUUUAUAGAAGUCUUUGAACAAUGGGACCAUUGGAGUAAAUAAAAUAAAUACUUGUCAUGAUGUGGUAAGUGUUAAUGGCCACCCAAACUUUAACUGAUUAUUUUGAAAGCCAUUAAAUGGUUAAGCUGC
Lethenteron reissneri (Far Eastern brook lamprey) is the source of this 6083-nucleotide messenger RNA. RefSeq names its product protein tyrosine phosphatase non-receptor type 23 (gene PTPN23). Gene Ontology annotation, molecular function: protein tyrosine phosphatase activity; protein binding. NCBI's taxonomy places the organism in Eukaryota, Metazoa, Chordata, Hyperoartia, Petromyzontiformes, Petromyzontidae. Gene Ontology annotation, cellular component: endosome. The record is from RefSeq and is a predicted model, not a curated record. Gene Ontology annotation, biological process: protein transport to vacuole involved in ubiquitin-dependent protein catabolic process via the multivesicular body sorting pathway; early endosome to late endosome transport; endocytic recycling.